UGGGUACUUCUUGGGCCGGGCCAUUGAAAAUGUAAGUUCAACCCAAACCCGCCCAAUUCAUAACUCCUCACUUUCCCCGAAAAUUUGAAAAAACAAGCCGCGCUAAUACGCCAACCAUCUCCCACCGUCCAUUCCAAAAACACCCAUCUCUCUCUCUCUCUCUCUAGCUCUCUCUGCAACUCGGUGAAUCUGAAUCCAUGGUCGAAGUGUGACAUCGUCGACGAUGGAGAAGCUGUUGGUAAAGAUCUUCGACAGGAAGAAAUGGAUCGUCAACCAAGCAAAGCAGCAGACCUUCCUCUUCGAGCAACACCUCGCCUCCAAAUGCCUAAUUGACGGGAUUGCCCCUCCUCCCUGGCUUUGCUCCUCCACCGAACCCAGCAAUGUGUUGAACAAACAAAAGUUGAAUUCUGGAGUUCCACUCCCUCGAGCGCUGCCUGUGAUCCCUAUUAGUAGCCAUUGUUCUGUAUUUGACAAGCCAGCUCCCACGACUCUCACUGGGGAGCUACCAAAUGGUUUGUGCACUGAACUUCAUGUUUUGGACAAAGGUUUUGGCGCUGGGGAUAAGGGGUUGGUUUUGCCACAGUGUUCUGUAAGUAAUGCUGGGUGUGUAUCCAACAGCGUUCCUCAAGGGGAGAGAGAAGAGGAUCCUAGUGUUACAUCUCCAAGAGAUGUGAGGGAUGCAAGAAUCAGAGACAUUUACCAUGAUCUAGCUCUAUCACCGGCUAGAGGUGCAGAAGAUGGGGUAUUAAUUUUGCCACAGAGCCCUGUUAGUAAUGCUGGAUGUCCCUACAACGGUGUUCCUCAAGAUCAGAGAAAAGAGGAUCUGGGUAAUACAUCUCCUGAAGAUCAAAGGGAUACAAGAACCUCUGACAUUUACCAUGACCCAGCUCUAUCACUGGCUAGAGUUCAGAGAUCCAAAUCCAGACAAAAAGCUCUGGAAAUUCGCAAAAGUGCCAAAAAAAGCUUUUCACAAGAUAAGAACAAUGGUAUCGGGCAUGCUAGUGGAACAAUUGGGCGUGCAAUAUCUUCCCUACGGUCUGACCAUGUUGAUGAACUGAACUUAGUCAAACCUCCUGAUACAAGUGAUUAUGCUUGUGAAGUAGAAGAAGCAAAAAUAAGGGAGUUUCAAAGCAAGGAAAGAGGUACUACCAUCUCCUCUGGUAGAAUUACACGAUCUAGAAGCUCUGGUCAUCAGGAGAGCUCUUUGAAUGUCAGUGGCUCGGUUUGUAUUGACAGGAAACUUGGCGGUGCACUUGCAGAUUCUAGAGGCAUAUCACCUCAGCAGUCCAAAAAUGUAAAUAAACCCUUGGAAUUGGUUAAUUACUCUUAUAUCACUAAUGAUAGUGGCCAAGAGAAUGAAGCAAAAGUAGGUGAACAUUUUAUCAUGGAAAAGGGACGCAGCGAAUACUCUGGGAGAACAACAAGAUCUAGAAGUGCUAGCCAAGAACCUAAUUGUCUUGAUGAAUUGUCCAAGUUGGAGCAAUCAUCUAACAGCAUAAGUGAAGUUGGUGUCAGAAAUUCAUUGCUACAACCGAAACAUUUUGAUGAAAUGGUGGAAGUGGUGAAAUCUUGUGAUAUUGUUGAUGGAAAUUGUGAAGCGAAAACAAAAGUAGGGGAGAGCUGGAGCAAGGUAACCAGUGAUUACAGUGGCAGAAUAACAAGAUCCAGAAGUUCAUCCCAGAACCCAAAUGACGUUAACAAUUAUCCGAAGGUAGAUACUUCCUGUAUUUCUGUUAAGGGUGAUGGCAGUACAAUCCAUCUUUCCACUGGUAAGUCAACACAACCACCUCAGCCUUUAAGUACUGGGUCACAAGCUGUGCAUAUUACUGAAAAAAUAGCGAAAGACGCUAUCACCAAUAUAUCUGGUCAAAGAAUUAAUCAGUCAACAUCGUCUUCAUCUAAUAAGUCUCACAAUUCACAGAGAACUUUAAUAUCUGCUGGAAGGUCUGUUCCAAUUCAAUGUGAUAUAGACCUGUGUGCAGAGAAUUCAACAGAUUCUUCAGACAAGGAAAAUGAUGCAGAUCACUAUGCUGGUACAAAGACAAGUGCAGAAACUAAUUGUACUACUGAAGGAAUGUCAGAACCGGUCAAUUCACAGGCUUUGGUUCACAGGAGUACACAGUCCAGAUUCGCUGCUUCAAGCACGCAUUUGUCAGAAAAAAUGACUCACAGGGGUACACAGUACAAAGAGGUACCUUGUACUCAAACCUGUGAAUUUGUUAAAGCUGUAACUGGUGGAGAAACUGAAAUUGAUCCUGGUGUAUCUGUUGAAGGUUCUGGAUCAAAAUUGGAUGGUACUGGGGUUAGAGUUGGAGUGGAAGUUUUAGCCUCAAGGCAGCCUGCUGAUUGUAAUGUGUUUGUGAAUCCCAAGCAACUUAAUUUUGAUGAUGUGGAAGAAUCCUGUAGGAAUGGAAGUUAUACUCUUGCUUUUAAAGAGGGAAUGCAGGGAAGAUCACCAGAGAAAAGGUAUAUUUCCUUGAUGGACGCUGAUGAUAUACAGGAAGAAGGAAUGACUGUCAAUUAUCUAGAAAAUCAUAACUUGUCCCUGCCAAUGAAUUUUCUUGGGGAUCCGGAAGUUUCAAUCAAAGGGAAGGACCUCCAGAGUGGUUUAUCUGAAUCUCCUGUAGAGGAGGAUAGAAGUUUCUUGAAUGGAAAUGCUGUUUCAUCAGUAAUGGAGACAUCUGAUGUUCAUAAUGAUGCAGUUGCUAAUACGUUGCUAGAAAGUGGCAAUAGAGACUCUCGGUGUGGAGCCAUGGGAAGUGUAGAACAUAGUCCAAAGGCCAUACUAGAAUCUCAAGGCCUUUCACUUUCUCGGGUGGAUGUUGCAAAAUCAAUUGUCAGUAGAAGUCCUGUUGAAGAAAUGACUCAAAAUGAGGACUGCCACAUGAUAGAGAGCUCUGAAUCUUCACCUAAGGCACAGAUUAAAGAGGGUGAAUAUAGUGAUGAACUGAACGUAGUCAAACCUACUGAUACAAGUCCUUGUGAAGUGGAAGAGGGAAAAAUAGGCGAAUUUCAAAGCAAGGAAAGAAGCAUUGCUCUCUCCUCUGGUAGAAUUACAAAAUCUAGAAUAUCUGACCAACAGGAGAGCUCUUUGAAUGUUAGUGGCUCAGCCAGUAAUGCCAGAAGAAUUGGUUCUGUUGGCAUAUCACCUCGGCUGUCUAACCCUGCAAAUCAAUCCUUGGAAUUGGUUACUCUCAUAUCACUACUGACUGUUUUCAAAAGAAGGAAGCAAAGGCAAGAGUUCACUUCAUUACGGAGGGUUCAUGCCCUCAGCAUAAACGAAGAAAGAUUGAGCAUAAAACAGUUGAUGACCAGUCUACUUCCUUGGGCUUGAGAGAACGGGGUUUUUACACUGUC
Messenger RNA from Malus domestica (apple), 3357 nucleotides. The record is from RefSeq and is a predicted model, not a curated record. NCBI's taxonomy places the organism in Eukaryota, Viridiplantae, Streptophyta, Magnoliopsida, Rosales, Rosaceae.